This is a messenger RNA of Physeter macrocephalus (sperm whale), 1073 nucleotides long. Its product is annotated as myosin-11-like. The coding region runs from base 127 to 723 and encodes 198 amino acids. Gene Ontology annotation, biological process: actomyosin structure organization. NCBI's taxonomy places the organism in Eukaryota, Metazoa, Chordata, Mammalia, Artiodactyla, Physeteridae. Gene Ontology annotation, molecular function: microfilament motor activity; actin filament binding; ATP binding. The record is from RefSeq and is a predicted model, not a curated record. The transcript is spliced from 3 exons. Gene Ontology annotation, cellular component: cytoplasm; myosin filament; myosin II complex.
AGAGGCGUCCCAGGCAAGCGGGGAGGUUUGGACGCCCCUGCCUGGGAGGUGUGCCGGAUAGGAGCUCUCCAUCCAGUUUCUUCUCCGCUCUCCCCCCAGUUCGAGAUCUGGGACCAACCAGGCACCAUGGCACAGAAGGACCAGCUCAGUGAUGACGAGAAGUUCCUCUUUGUGGACAAAAACUUCAUCAACAACCCAGUGGCCCAGGCUGACUGGGCCGCCAAGAAGCUGGUGUGGGUCCCUUCGGAGAAGCAGGGCUUCGAGGCGGCCAGCAUCAAGGAGGAGAAGGGGGAUGAGGUGAUCGUGGAGCUAGUGGAGAAUGGCAAGAAGGUCACGGUCAGCAAAGAUGAUAUCCAGAAGAUGAACCCGCCCAAGUUCUCCAAGGUAGAGGACAUGGCAGAGCUGACGUGUCUCAAUGAAGCCUCCGUGCUACACAACCUGAGGGAGAGGUACUUCUCAGGACUCAUAUACACGUACUCGGGCCUCUUCUGCGUGGUGGUGAACCCCUACAAGCAGCUGCCCAUCUACUCGGAGAAGAUCAUCGACAUGUACAAGGGCAAGAAGCGGCACGAGAUGCCCCCCCACAUCUACGCAAUCGCCGACACGGCCUACCGGAGCAUGCUGCAAGGUGAGCUGCCCGUGGGUGCAUGGAGCUCCUCCUCCUCCAGGGAGCCCACCAGGGCUGCUUACAGUCACUCCCCGGGCCCCUCCUGUCUUGCCUGACUGCAGUUCUCGCCAAGAAUGCAGAGUUUGGCAGGCAGCACUGGGCCUCAGGAGGGCUGUGACUGAAAAAGGGAAAAAGCAAGCUGAACAUCUGUGUUUGCGGCCCGGGAGGGCAAGGGAGGGCAGAUAGCUUGGGCAAAUAUGGGCAUGGGCCCGCUCUGGCUUCCGCUCCAGAGCUCGCUUUCCCCUCUCCCGGGCUGCCUGAGGCCCUCGGCAGGCCAGCCGUCUGGAAGAUGGUAGGAUGCUCUCACCUGGGAAGGGAAGUGGGUGGGGAACAGCCCUGGUGCUGAGCCAACCAGAUAUGGAUUUGCAACCAGCUGUCACUAACACCCUGCGGGAUCCUGUGCAAA